Messenger RNA from Alnus glutinosa, 3634 nucleotides. RefSeq names its product probable methyltransferase PMT27. Bases 184 to 3021 code for a protein of 945 amino acids. Gene Ontology annotation, cellular component: trans-Golgi network; endosome; cytoplasm. Lineage: Eukaryota; Viridiplantae; Streptophyta; Magnoliopsida; Fagales; Betulaceae. The transcript has 8 exons. Gene Ontology annotation, molecular function: methyltransferase activity. The record is from RefSeq and is a predicted model, not a curated record.
CCCUUGUCCGACUCCUUUGGAUCUUGAGACAUUCUAACGUACUUAGAACGUUUCACUUUCAUCUUCCUCCACAAACAUAACCCAAACCUCUCUCUCUCUCUCUCUUCCCCCAACUUCGAUCUCCACCAACAAGAUCAGCUCAAACCCCUCUUUCAUUUUCCAUCUCCAUCUCUAAUACAGAGUAUGGCACCAGGAAAGUCCCGUAACAGCAAGAGGCCGUCAUCCUCAUCAACCUCGUACGCAUCGACAGUGACAACAGUGGUGUUCAUAGCACUCUGUGUUUUGGGUGUAUGGAUGCUAACCUCCACCUCUGUAGUUCCCCCACAACCCACCACUCGAACUGCCACCACUACUACCACAAAUCACCAAACCGCCAGCAAAGAAUCCCAAACCAUCAGCAAAUCCAAUGGCAAAAAGGACAUUUCCGUCUUCGAAGACAAUCCCGGUGAUCUCCCACUCGAUGCCAUCAAAUCCGACGAUGACGCUAAUGAUAACAGUAAGUCUCAGCAGGAUCAGAAGUCGGAGUUGUUGACAGAGAUUUCCAAGGACUUGAUGAUCGUGGAAAAUGUUGGUGAUGGUAUAAAUGACAAGCAAGGAACAUUACAAGGUUUACCGGGAAAAGAAUCAGCUGAAGAGCAGGAAAAGCAGAAAGAAAGCGAGAAUCAGAUAUCUGAGGAAACCUCUUUGAUCACCCAAAACCAGCAAGCUACAGAAACCGGCCAGAAAGGUGCCUCUGAUCAGUCGUCCGAGGAAAGGCAGCAAACAAGUAAUGAGGGAAGCGAAGAAAACCAAAAGGUUGAAGAGGGUAUCAAGACUGUCUCCAAAAACAGUGAAAACUCACAAGAAUCAGAGAACCAAAAGCCAGGCGACCAGGAUCGAUAUCAACUGCAAGAUGGUGUACGCAAGGAAAAUGAAAACCUUCAGGAGUCUCAGAAUCGUAUCACAUCAGAUGACGAACAAGAACAACGUCUACAACAGCAACUACGAGAAGAUCAAAGCCGUGAAAACACCCGAGAAACUCGGAAUGACGAAGAUAAACAACAACAACAACAACACGUCGAAAGCAAUGAAGAAAACUCAGAGCAGAAUAAACAAGAGUUCCAAGACGUGACCAGGGACGGACACCAACAACCCCAAUUAGUACCAGCAGAGGAUCAAGAAUCUCAACUAAUUAUCAAAGAUGAGAGACAAGAAGCCCAGCAACAAGAAGAAACUCGUUCGAACGAAGAAGCCAAAGAGGAGACGAACAAGGAAGCUAAGGCCACGGAGUCCAACUCGGGGGAGUCGUUCCCAGGUGGGGGGGCUAACACGGUGAUCCCAAAGGAGUCCAAGGAGUCAAAGAAGUCCUGGUCGACUCAGGCUGCUCAGUCAGAGAACGAGAAAGAGAGACGCAAGGACCAAUCGAACGCUAACGAUAGCAUCUACGGGUACACGUGGCAGCAAUGUAACGUAACGGCCGGUGCUGAUUACAUACCUUGUUUGGACAACGAGAAGGCGCUGAGACAUUUGCGCACGACCAGACACUUCGAGCACCGGGAGAGGCAUUGUCCGGAGGAGGGACCCACGUGCCUGGUCCCGUUUCCGGAGGGGUACAAGAGGCCCAUCGAGUGGCCCAAGAGCCGAGAUAAGAUAUGGUACCACAACGUACCACACGCGAAGCUUGCGGAGGUGAAGGGGCACCAAAACUGGGUGAAGAUGACGGGUGAGUUCUUGACUUUCCCCGGCGGUGGAACCCAAUUCAUACACGGCGCGCUCCACUACAUUGAUUUUCUUCAACAGUCGGUAGCAGACAUCGCUUGGGGGAAGCGCACUCGAGUCAUUUUGGACGUUGGCUGCGGGGUUGCUAGCUUUGGGGGUUUCCUUUUCGAACGAGAUGUUCUGACCAUGUCUUUUGCACCAAAAGAUGAACAUGAAGCUCAAGUUCAGUUUGCCCUUGAAAGGGGAAUACCUGCAAUAUCUGCCGUCAUGGGUUCUCAACGCCUUCCAUUCCCAAGCAGAGUCUUCGAUAUCGUGCACUGUGCACGUUGUAGGGUGCCUUGGCAUGCAGAAGGUGGUAUGCUUCUUUUGGAAUUGAACCGCAUUCUACGACCAGGGGGUUACUUUGUUUGGUCGGCUACUCCCGUGUACCAGAAACUCCAAGAAGAUGUGGAAAUUUGGAAAGAAAUGUCUUCACUAACGGCGUCCAUAUGUUGGGAGCUUGUCACCAUCAAAAAGGAUAAACUAAAUUCAGUUGGUGCUGCCAUCUACCGCAAACCCAGCUCAAAUGAUUGCUAUGAUCAGAGAAAGCAUAAACGUCCUCCGAUGUGCAAAAAUGAAGAUGAUCCAAAUGCUGCUUGGUAUGUGCCUCUGCAAUCAUGCAUGCAUCGAGUGCCUGUUGACGAGGCUGAGAGAGGGACCCAAUGGCCCGAGGCUUGGCCCCGUCGAUUGCAAACCCCUCCUUACUGGUUAAAUAGCUCCCAGAUGGGGAUUUAUGGAAAACCAGCUCCUCAAGAUUUUGCAGCAGAUCAUGAACAUUGGAAGCAAGUGGUGAGCAAGUCAUAUAUGACCAGUUUGGGUAUCAGUUGGUCCAAUGUGAGGAAUGUCAUGGACAUGAGAGCUGUCUAUGGGGGGUUUGCAGCAGCUCUGAAGGACCUUCAAGUGUGGGUUAUGAAUGUGGUGAACAUAGACUCUCCGGACACACUUCCCAUAAUCUAUGAGCGUGGCCUUUUUGGGAUAUACCAUGAUUGGUGCGAAUCCUUUAGCACGUACCCACGUACUUAUGACUUGCUGCAUGCCGAUCAUCUUUUCUCCAAGCUGAAAAAGAGGUGCAAACUUGCUCCUGUAAUGGCAGAAGUUGAUAGAAUAGUCAGACCUGGAGGCAAAUUUAUUGUCCGUGAUGAGUCCAGUACAAUUGGAGAAGUUGAGAACUUGCUGAAGUCAAUGCACUGGGAGGUUCGUUUAACCUUCUCCAAGAACCAAGAAGGGAUGCUCAGUGCACAGAAAGGCAACUGGCGGCCAGAAACAUAUGUAGAUUCUUCCUGAUCAAGGCGAGAACAUAACAUUCGUUUCUAGUUAAAAUGGUGCUCUUCGACAUUCUGGAGGCUGGCAUCUUUAGCGCAGCGUAGUAUCAUUUGCUGUAAUCAGCAGGUAGAUGAGUUGUUACAGUUGUCGAUUGUUUGUCAAACUGUGAGAUACACAAUCAACGCAGUAAUUAGCUAAUUUUGGCAGAAAUUAGCCUUCAACCCAGCCACGGGCCGGCACCGGCACCGCUGCAGUUUUUUUUUUUUUCCUGUAUUUUGGGUAUGCUUUGUUUUUCGGCUUCGGUCGACUCGGGUUUUUGGGUUUUUUUGGGAGGUUUUGUUGGGGGUUCAGGAGAGUUUUUGGGUUUUUGAUGGGGGAUUCUACUGUACUUUGGAGGGGGCUUCUACUGUUUUUGGGUGUUUGAUGGGGGUUUUCUGUUUUUGGGUAUCUGGUGGGGGAUUCUACUGUAUUAUGGAGGGGGCUUCUACUGUUUUUUAGUGUUUGAUGGAGGUUUUCUGUUUUUGGGUUUUCUUUUGUGGAUUAGUUGGGUUGUUCCUGUGUAUACUACAUGUGUACUUAGGAGCGCCUUACGCUUUUUUUAAUAAAAUUUCUUACUUAUCAAAAAAAGAUCUUA